AUGAAUAAAAAAGAUAACUACAAGUACGAUCGCCAAAUUCGUCUUUGGGGUGUCGAAGGACAAAAAUUGAUUGAUUCUACAAGUCUUGUUGUAUUUGGUUCUUCGAUUUUAGCCACUGAAUUUCUGAAAUCAAUGACUCUUCAUGCUGUUCACAAAAUCUACAUCAUCGAUGAUGCCAAGGUUGAUCAAACAGAUACAUUGCAAAACUUCUUCGUUGAGUCAGACACAAUUGGCCAAGAUCGCGCAGUUGUUACAGCAAAUCUUCUUAAAGAGCUUAACAGUGAUCCAGAAUUCGAGCCAAUCAUUGAUUCCCCAACAAACUACGCCAUCCUCAAUGAUCCAAAGUUCGAUUCUUCCUGCUUUAUCAUCACAUAUGGUACAAUUAAGCCAUCAAAGAUGAAUGAGCUCUCAGAAAUUGUCCGCGGGAAGCAUAUGAGACAAGCCCACUUCGCAUGCACCGGAUUUUACGGCGGAAUCUACUUAGAUGGCGGAAGUCAUUACGCAUUUCAAGGCGGCUCCAUGUUCAACCAACAGGACUGGCAUCUUGUCCAUCCAAUCCCAGCCCUCUUGAAAUACAUCGAAGACAGCAAUUACAGUUCCCUUUCUGGCCAUGACAAAAUACAAUAUCCAUGGAUUAUUAAGGGCCUUGUCGAGAAACAACGUCUUAUUAAGAGAAUGGAAGAGCUCGAAAAGACUACAGGAGAAGCUCCAGUCAUCACCGCUGACACAUUAAAGAAACAAUGCGAAAUCGAUUGCGAAUUCGUUGAUACUCAAAUUCUUUUGAAAGAUGUUAUUGACAACAGAUUGCAGUUCUUCAGAGAACCUAAUUACCCUAAUUUAACCAAAGCAAUUAAACAAAGUGAAAAAAUGCCCGAUACAGACUUCUGGAAAUGUGUCAGAGCCAUCAAGAAGUUCAAGGAAGACACAGGAGAUUACCCAGUUAUCGAUACAAUUCCUGAUUUGGAGUGCAAAAACAAAAUUUUCCUUGAUAUCAAGAAGAUUUACAAAGAAAAGUACUUAGAAGACGUCAAGAAGAUGAAAGAGUACUUACCAGAUGUCGAAGAGUCAUUUGUUGCAGAUUUUGUCCGCUAUUUCUCCAAGAUCGCCGGUCAUGAGUACAAACCUCUUUCAGAAGUGAUCCAAACUGUUUCUCCAAAGCCAGCAAUCAAUUACCAGGCAGAGUACGUCGAAGUCUGCUUCAUUGCUGCACGCGAAUUCGCUGAGAAAGAGAACAGAGCUCCACAAGUUGGAGAUGAAUCAGCUGUUUACGAAAUCGCGAAGAAACACCUUCCAAAAGAUCACAACUUAGAUCCAGAGACAGAGCUGAAGAAGACAGUCGAUGAAUACGUCAGAUUCAACGACAAAGCAGUUCCAAGCGUUGCAUCGACAGUUGCAGCAUUCACUGCACAGGAAGUGACGAAGAUGAUCAUCAGACAGCAGACUCCUGUCAGAUACCCUGCAAUCUUCGAUUUCAUCAGAAACAAGACUAGUGCUAGUGGUGAAUAUAUCGAAUAA
Messenger RNA from Trichomonas vaginalis G3, 1515 nucleotides. RefSeq names its product APP-BP1 (amyloid precursor protein-binding protein 1) family protein family. Gene Ontology annotation, biological process: protein sumoylation; protein neddylation. The transcript has a single exon. The record is from RefSeq and is a predicted model, not a curated record. Gene Ontology annotation, cellular component: cytoplasm; SUMO activating enzyme complex. Bases 1 to 1515 code for a protein of 504 amino acids. Gene Ontology annotation, molecular function: NEDD8 activating enzyme activity; SUMO activating enzyme activity. NCBI's taxonomy places the organism in Eukaryota, Parabasalia, Trichomonadida, Trichomonadidae.